Colius striatus (speckled mousebird) is the source of this 2045-nucleotide messenger RNA. It is a transcript of the gene GM2A, whose product is annotated as ganglioside GM2 activator. Gene Ontology annotation, molecular function: lipid carrier activity; enzyme activator activity. Lineage: Eukaryota; Metazoa; Chordata; Aves; Coliiformes; Coliidae. Gene Ontology annotation, biological process: ganglioside catabolic process; lipid transport. The coding region runs from base 146 to 754 and encodes 202 amino acids. The transcript is spliced from 4 exons. The record is from RefSeq and is a predicted model, not a curated record. Gene Ontology annotation, cellular component: cytoplasmic side of plasma membrane.
AUUGGGGAAGUGGGCUGGGCGCGCAGCUCGCAGGGUGCAGCCCCAGCACGCAGGUCGGCCCAGCGCCAGUCAGUGGACAGCUCGGUGCGCCGCGGCGUCUCCUCGCUCGUCUCCCGGUGCCUUUCCCGCAGCUCCCGGCCGGAGGAUGGUGGGCGCGGGGCUGGCGCUGGCGCUGUGCGCGCUGCAGCUCUGCCCGUCCGCGCUCGGCGCGGCCCGCCCGCAGCUGCUGGUGCAGCGCAGCGGCUCCCGCAGGCUCAGCACGGUUGGUGGCUUUGCCUGGGAGAACUGUGGUGACAAGAGUGACCCCGUGGUGCUGCAGAGCCUGUCUGUGGCACCCGACCCCAUCAGCAUCCCGGGCAGCCUGCGUGUCAGCGCGGCCGUCAGCAGCAGCAAGGCCAUGGCCUCCCCUCUGAAGGCGGUGCUGGUGGUGGAGAAGGCGCUGGGCGACCUCUGGAUCCAGUUGCCCUGCAUCGACCAGCUGGGCAGCUGCACCUACAAUGACGUGUGCACCAUUCUUGAUGACCUCAUCCCGCCUGGCACACCCUGCCCAGAGCCCCUGCUCACCUAUGGCAUCCCCUGCCACUGCCCCUUCAAAGCGGGCUCCUACUCCUUGCCAGCCAGUGACUUUGACCUGCCUGACGUGGAGCUGCCUUCCUGGAUGACCAAUGGCAACUACCGCGUCCGGGUGGCUGUCAGUAGUGGCGGAGAGGAGCUCAGCUGUGUCAAGCUGGCCUUCUCCCUGCAGUCUCACUGAGGGACAGGAGACUGUCCCUCCUCUCCCCACCACCUUGGUCCCCUGUCCCAUCCCAUCCAGUUGUACCCUAUCCCACCCCAACCCCUCCCUGCGAGGGGCAUCUCUCCCCUGCUGCACACAGAAGGCCCCUCUGGCUGUCCUGCUGUCUCCAACUCCAUUGCCAAGGUGUCUCCUGUCCUGGACAGGGUGGCUUUGGAGCCUAACCCCAGCCUGUCAGUGUGACUUGGAGGUGGUAAUUUUUUAUCUGGUUUCUGGGAUUCUUUCUGGCAAUUUUAGACAAAAACAUUCCAGGGAAAAGCAGUAUCUUUUGGAGCAGUCCGUAGGGAGGAGGGAGUGUUUGGGAGUGCUGGCUCAGGCAGAAUUAGCUGUGGAGGGUGUCCUCACUUGCCCCCACCACCUCUGGCCAGACCACAGGGCUGUUUUGCAGAAGUGUCCCCAGACAGGAGCCUGGUUCCCCCAUGGCAGCUCUGGCUCUGCCUUUGGUGCAUCCCUGUCCUGCACACGGGACCAACUUCGUGACACAAGGCACCCGUGAGGGCAUCUUCUGUUCCCCUCCUGCAAUAAACAUCACAAGCACAAGAGGACUGAAACCACCUGUGCUCCAGACAGGCCUUUUAAUUCAUGAGGGACCAAGUGGCUGGUGCUGCACUCAGGAGCAGGAGAGGUGACCAAAGCCUGGCUGCGCUGGCUCUUCAUGGGGAGUCACAGCUGUGGUGGGCAGCUGGGGCACAGCCUGCCUGAGUCCUCAUCUCAUUUUGUCACUAGGACUGAGCUGAGGCAGGACGUUACACUGGGAUGAUCCUUCCCAUGCCUCAGCACAGAGCAGCAUCCUAGGCAUGGGAUGGACUGGGAGACUGUCUUAAAGACCAGCAGGCCAGGUCCGAUUUGGGGGCUCUGCAGCCCCUGCUUGUGGCUGGGGGCUGUGGCAUGGGCAGGCAGCAUCCUGCAGCAGGGCCAGCGUGUGCCAGGCCCCUGCAAGGCAGAGGUGCAGGUGACGCACCAGCUGCCCACAUCCCUUACCUGCUCGCAUUGUUUAGCCCCUCUGUCAGGCUGAUCUGCCUCCAAGCACUGUAUACGCCUUAACUUCUGCCGGGCUGCCCAUGUGGGAAGCACUGUGCCACACACACGUGGUCCCUCCACCUUUGUGCACUCUUCUUGCUCAGUUCCCUCUUGCCAUGGGGACAGACUGGGGCUGGCUUUACCUAGAGAAGCACUAACUGUGUCCCCUGCUCGCUGCCGGUGUGCAGCUCCAUGCUGCAGAUUGUUAAUAAAGAGAUGUUUUUACCAGGAA